Molecule: messenger RNA, 1248 nt
Organism: Radiomyces spectabilis
Lineage: Eukaryota; Fungi; Mucoromycota; Mucoromycetes; Mucorales; Radiomycetaceae
Exons: 3
Biological process (GO): nucleosome assembly
Cellular component (GO): chromatin; nucleus
Molecular function (GO): chromatin binding; histone binding
Source: RefSeq, a predicted model, not a curated record
GGCGUGGAAAUCAAGAACAAGAAACUCGAACAAUUCACAGCGCCCACUCCUCAAAACACACCCAUCAACCCAGCCCCCAUUACCUCCAGUUACCGUCCUACUGUCAACACUAUCUCUGAAGAUAUGGAAACUAUCACUACAAAAGGUAUUGUUCGUGCUGCCUCUGGUCUUGCCGGUGCGUUCACUGGUAACCCCGCUCUUUUGAGCAUGUUGCAAGGCAAACUCGGUACACUUGUCGGUCGCUCUUCCGGUUACAUCGAAUCGCUUCCUGCUCCCGUGAAGCGUCGUAUCAACGGUUUGAAAUAUCUUCAGUCCAAGCACGCCGAGUUGGAGAGCCAGUUCCAGGAAGAAGUCUUGGCUUUGGAGAAGAAAUAUCUCGAAUUAUAUCGUCCCUUGUACGAGAAGCGUACUGAAGUCGUCACUGGCAAGUACGAGCCUACCGAUGAGGAAGUCGCUCUGGGUGAAAAGGUUGACGCCGAAGAGGAAGAUGAACAAGAAGGAAAGAAGGAUGAGAAGAAGGAUGAAGAAGAAGAGGAAAAGGAACCCGUCAAUGGUAUUCCCGAGUUCUGGUUGACACUUCUCAAGAACCACCCCCAGAUUGGUGAAACCAUUACCGAUGCUGAUGAGGAAGCUUUGAAGCACUUGAUCGAUGUGCGCAUGUCUUACAUGGAUCAGCCUGGUUUCCAGUUGGAAUUCGUGUUUGAAGAAAACGAUUUCUUCACCAACAAGUCGUUAACAAAGACCUACUAUUACCAAGAUCACGCUUACGGUGGUGACUUUGUCUACGACCAUGCUGAAGGUUGCGAAAUCCAAUGGAAGGAGGGUAAGGAUUUGACCGUCACUGUCGAGACCAAGAAGCAACGUCACAAGGGUACCAACAAGACCCGUGUGGUCAAGCGCACUGUGCCUGCCGAUUCCUUCUUCACUUUCUUCAGCCCCCCUGCUUUCCCUGAUGAAGAUGAGGAAAUCGAUGAGGAAGAAGCCGAAGGUUUGGACGCCAAGUUGGAAGCCGAUUACGAAAUGGGUGAAGAAUUCAAGGACAAGGUCAUUCCCCACGCCAUUGACUAUUUCACUGGCAAGGCACUUGAAUACGAAGAUUUUGAAGGCGAUGAAGACUUUGAUGAUGAUUUCUAUGAUGAAGAUGAGGAUGAGGAAGAAGAUGAUGAUGAAGAGGAUGAGGACGACGAUGAUGAUGACAAUACUCAACCUACCAAGGGUGAAAAUGCACCUGAAUGCAAGCAAUCUUAG